UUCUCCGGUUUCCAAUAGCUUCCAUAGCUUCCCAGAGAUUCAUGGCCCCGAUUCAAAUCCCUUCUCCUUCAACCACAAUACUUACCUUCUUCUGGAAGCCAAGAUUCCGUUCUUCAUAGAGUUAUUCAGCUAGUGAGCUAGAUGAAUGUCUCACUCUCACUGAACCCGGCCGGUGCCUCCUGUAACCAUCUUUCAAAUGCACAUUUCAACCCUAGCUAGAUCCAGGACUCAUGCCGCCAAGUCUCGGAAAUCCCCUCCAAAUCUAUGUUUCUAGAAUCGAGAUCAGGACCUGCUCGUCCCACAAUGAUCUUCGAUCGUUUAAUCGACCCCCCUUGCGAGGACUGCAUUCAAUCUGUGGAACACCCCAUUGGUACUUAUGCUGAGAAUACUCUAGACAUAUCACCCACCAUAGGCACCAUCUCGGUAGCAUCGUGAUGCUCAGUCAGGCUAAUUCAUGAAAUUGUAUCAACUUUGGGGCCUCAAAAAAAAGAAUUGGUUAGGGCAGUCGGUUUCCAUGGUUUGCUCAAUUUCCCAUCUCUUAAACAGAUCAAUGUGCAGUUUUCAGCAUGGCUCAUGUCUAGAGUGGACGAAUCGUCACAAUCAUUACACAUUGGGGAUGGAACACGCAUUCACUUUUCGAAGGAUGAUAUUGCCAUGGUUUUUGGUAUUCCAUCUACUGGCAGGAGCAUAUUACCUAAAACACCAAAGCAUUAUUCAGGCGAUGUAACAUAUGAAUUAGCAGCAGGUCAGAUUAAUGUCAAGCAAUUGCGUAGUAUAAAGGCUGCACAAGCCAUUGUCGUCAGGCAUCAUGAUGGGCCAAUGAGCUUAAUUGAACAGGACGAGUUCAAGGCAGCCUUUGUUGUAUUUGUAAUGUCAUCCUUAUUUGCCCCUUGCGGCAAACAUGACCAUGUAUCCGAGGACUACAUGCAUGCCAUUGUGCACCCCGGACAGAUCAAAUCAUAUGACUGGGCUGAAUACGUCAUGCGACGACUCCUCGAAGCUGUUUCAAAGCUAAAGGCAGAUCUAUCAAGCAACAUCAAAACGCCCUACAUAUAUGGAUGCUCUCUGUUCUUACAGGUCUUAUACCUUGAUAGCAUUGAUUUGGGCCCACUAUCAAUGGAGCAUAACACCAUUCCACGAGUGCAAUGCUUCACAUAUGAUCGGUUAAGGUCCAUGAUAGCCGCUGAUAGUAGCUUCACUGCUCCAUGCUCCAACAGCAUCGUUCACUCGCACAGGCCCAAGUUGCGUUCGUCACCUGGGAUCUGUUAUCACUGGGCCACAUCAAAAUAUUCUAACAGCCAAAGCUCAAACCAAGACAACAUGCUAGCCCUGUGGGAGGUUUUAACAUUGAUGACUCGCAUAUUUAAGAUCCCCCUAGAGGUUGCCGGACCUCUUUUUGUUGCUGUGUCAGAUUUUCAAAGGCAAAUAAGUUCUGUAGAAUCUCAAAGGCAAUUAAGCUCUGCUCUUGGCAGCGAGGCUCUAAAACUGAUCUGUCUUUUACUUCAUAUCAUGGAGCCAUAUGCCAAUGGGUUUAGGUACCAGCCGAACAUUAGCGCGGACCGCCCUCCUGUUGGCCUCUGUUCCAUGUGGCAAUCACAAUUACGUAGCAAUGCACACCUCGGUUCAGCAACUUCACUUCAGCUAAAGAGGAAGUCCAUUAAUUAUAUUGGAGAAACCUCCGCACCAACAGACAAUGAUGGCACACAAAACAAGUUCUUGCACGUGCUAAAUAAUAACAUUGCAGGGCCUUCACAGAUGCCUACUGGACUCUUUAUACAAGCUGCACACAACGUACAGGACAACAAUAUCAGCACAGGGAAAGCUAUGGCUCGAUUUUACCUUAGCGGUAGACCUGACAAAGAUAUUCGCUGCAUUGAUCUCAACACUUCCCCUACUGGAGAUGAGUCUGGGCCAUUUAUGUGUUGUCACCGCGAGCGCCUCUCUCACAUUGACCCUCGGUCUCCUUGGGACCUUGGAUGCACUUAUCACAUUGAUGCUGUUAGGGCGGCUGCCCUGUACAAGAAGAUAAGCAUGGUCGAAGAGACUGAUGAUCCAUGGAUAGUUCACUACUGUCCUAAGUACAUUGAAGUACGGACCUGUGCAGUCAAGUAUCAGUUCCUUGGGAAAUCUGAGAUGGAAAUGGGACUUGUUGAUGCUGUUCUCCGACGAUUUAAGCAGGUUGACGAUGAAUUAUACAUGAAUCAAGGCCCCGCACGCUGGAGGCACUUUGUGGAAUCUGAUUUCAUGGUCUCGCUGCUUGCUGGAUGUUUUGAUAUAUCCGAUCCUGCAGUACGUUCACUCUUCUGUGGACGACAUAUUUGCUAUGACGUCAGUACCUGCAAAUUUUUAUUCUUCCCUGUUCUUCUCCAGCACCGUUGGGUAUGUUUUGCUUGGCGGAUGGAUGACAACACAAUUAUUGUCUAUGAUCCAUUUUUCUCAUCUAGGUGCCACACCUUUACAUUGAGCUACUACGAGCACGUUGCAAACCUACUCAAAUCUGCAAUGGCAAUAGUUGCAGACAAGGUUCAGCUAGGCGCUAGGCGUAGUCGGGGCGCUGACCCAUUGCCUAGCGCCUAGUCGGGAGUACUCGGUCCUAGGCGCUCCUAGGCGUUUUCCUAGGCGUUUUGGCAAUAUAGCCAUAAAUUAUAUAUAUGACUAUUGACUAUAUGUCUAUAUAUAUAUAUAUAUGUAUAUAACUACUAUAUAUGAGUCACAGACUUAGUAUUUGUGCCAGUAGAGUAGUAGACAUACCUGAGUCCUAGUCCUGCCUGUUCCUAGCUCCUGCAUGGCUGCAACUGCAACACAUUUUUACAGCUAGUAUUAGUCAAUAACUCAAUACUCAAUAGACAGCUAGAUAGGAGUAUAGGACACUAAAUUGUGACUUAUCUGGAUGAUUUCAGCAGCCUCCCAUCCAUGAGCACACCAUACCUCCAGCUGGUGAUUACAAUACAAGUGGAUAGGACAAUAAUAGAAGUGCACAACACAAUUUAUAAAUAAAGCACAGCACAAACACAUAGUUCUUAGUUCAGGUCUCACAAAUAAUAAAAGAAGGCACACAGACACAUAAACAAGGUGACACAGCUGCAGUCCAUAUCAUAUUUCUUCUUCACUGUAGUUCCUAUUCUCAUCUUCAUACUCUUCUUCUUCAGACUCAAAUUCUUCUCCUUCAUAGAGCUCCCUCACUCUUGCACUUCUACGCCUCUCAAGCUGUUCAUCUGCUCCCACUGCCUCUCCAAUGACAGACCAAGGUAUCCCUGUACCUUCCAUCUCAUCUUCCUCCCCAUCUCUAAAUUCAACCAAUGCACAAUCAUCCCCACCUUCUUGGAGAAAACCUUGAGCUUCACAUGUAUCACUAGAUAAAAGAACAUCAAUGAUUUUCUUUGACUUGAUCUUUUCUUUCUUACUAAGCAGCUUGGAGUUGAAUUGGAUAUACACCAGCUUGUUGAGGCGGGCUGUAGUAAGCCUAUUCCUCUUCUUAGUGUGUAUCUACAAUUGAAAAAGAGGAUUCUUAGUUCUACUUCUACAAUUUAAUUGUAACAAUGCUGAAAAUGAAAUGUUCAUAAUAGAUAGGUACUAACCGCUUCAAACCCACUCCAAUUUCUUUCACAACCAGAAGAGCUUGAUGUCAAAGAUA
Messenger RNA from Sorghum bicolor (sorghum), 3634 nucleotides. RefSeq lists its product as uncharacterized. The record is from RefSeq and is a predicted model, not a curated record. NCBI's taxonomy places the organism in Eukaryota, Viridiplantae, Streptophyta, Magnoliopsida, Poales, Poaceae. The coding region runs from base 574 to 2577 and encodes 667 amino acids. The transcript has 10 exons.